This is a messenger RNA of Leptonychotes weddellii (Weddell seal), 699 nucleotides long. The record is from RefSeq and is a predicted model, not a curated record. NCBI's taxonomy places the organism in Eukaryota, Metazoa, Chordata, Mammalia, Carnivora, Phocidae.
AUGGCACAGGGCUCAUCCUUCUUGUUCGCACUAGUCCUUGACCACCAACCUCACCCAGAUGUUCACCUCACCAAUGUUGCUGUGCAAAAGACAUCUCCUGACUACCACCCAAAGAAGGGCUGCAAGUGGAUGCUCCAGCGCUUCCGUCAGUACCUUGCGUCCAAGCACGGGCCCGAGGCAGUGGAGACGCUCUUCAGCGAUAUGGACAACAUCUUUGUCAGGAGCCUGCAGAGUGUGCAGAAGGUGAUCAUCAGCGACAAGCACUGCUUUGAGCUGUACGGCUAUGACAUCCUCAUAGACCAGAACCUCAAGCCGUGGCUCCUGGAGGUCAAUGCGUCCCCGUCGUUGACAGCCAGCAGCCAGGAGGACUAUGAGCUCAAGACCUGCCUCUUGGAAGACACCCUGCAUGUGGUAGACAUGGAGGCCAGGCUCACAGGAAGGGAGAAGCGAGUGGGAGGCUUUGACCUCAUGUGGAAUGAUGGCCCUGUCAGCAGAGAAGAGGGGGCUCCUGACCUGUCGGGGAUGGGGAACUUUGUGACCAACACACACCUUGGCUGCGUCAAUGACCGGAACAACCAGCUGAGGCAGCUAUUCCGCUCCCUUCAGAGCCAGAAGAAAGCCUCCAGUUAGUCCCGGCAGCAGGAACAGCGACCCGACCAGGAGGUGCCCCCCCAGUCCCCUCCUGACCCGUUCCCAGCA